Molecule: messenger RNA, 501 nt
Organism: Cynocephalus volans (Philippine flying lemur)
Lineage: Eukaryota; Metazoa; Chordata; Mammalia; Dermoptera; Cynocephalidae
Product: cytochrome c oxidase assembly protein COX20, mitochondrial-like
Biological process (GO): mitochondrial respiratory chain complex IV assembly
Cellular component (GO): mitochondrial inner membrane; mitochondrion
Source: RefSeq, a predicted model, not a curated record
AUGGCUGCUGCGCCGGAGCCCGGGGAGCCCGGGAAGCGGAAGUUAUCUUUUAUUUUAUCCUAGCCCUUUAAGCUCCUAGGAAUUUUAGAUGUCGAAAACAUUCCUUGUGCACGAGAUUCGAUACUGUAUGGUUCAUUGGGAUCUGUUGUGGCUGGCCUUGGACAUUUCUUGUUAACUAGUAGAAUUAGAAGAUCAUGUGAUGUUGGAGUAGGAGGAUUUAUCUUGGUGACUUUAGGAUGCUGGUUCCACUGUAGGUAUAAUUAUGCAAAGCUGAGAAUCCAGCAAAGAAUUGCCAGAGAAGGAAUUAAAAAUAAGAUAUUAUAUGAAAGCACCCACCUUGAUCCUGAAAGAAAACCAACCAACGGCAACCACAGCAACUGAGCAUUCUUGAGUGUAGAAAACCAAAAUACAACUCCCUGAAGUCAGUGUGAACAAAGCUAAGACCAACCAGAUAAAGCAUUCUGUGUACAUUAAGAAAGCUCUUAAUCAAGUAAAUAAAAA